Messenger RNA from Micropterus salmoides (largemouth bass), 4032 nucleotides. RefSeq names its product PRP6 pre-mRNA processing factor 6 homolog (S. cerevisiae) (gene prpf6). The record is from RefSeq and is a predicted model, not a curated record. NCBI's taxonomy places the organism in Eukaryota, Metazoa, Chordata, Actinopteri, Centrarchiformes, Centrarchidae. Gene Ontology annotation, biological process: mRNA splicing, via spliceosome; spliceosomal tri-snRNP complex assembly. The transcript is spliced from 21 exons. Gene Ontology annotation, molecular function: protein binding. The coding region runs from base 46 to 2955 and encodes 969 amino acids. Gene Ontology annotation, cellular component: catalytic step 2 spliceosome; U4/U6 x U5 tri-snRNP complex.
ACUGUUGUGUAUCCGGCAGUGAGCCUCCUCGUCGUUGGUGUAACGAUGGCAAGCGCUGCAGCAAAACAAGGUCCUAAAAUUGUCUCCAAAACAUCUGCGGGAGGCACCGGGGCGGCGGGGGCUAGCGGCGGGCCCCCGAUAAUGCCCCUGGCCUCUCCGCUCAUGGGGAAAAAGAAGAAACCGUUUCUGGGGAUGCCCGCUCCGCUGGGCUACGUCCCCGGUCUGGGCAGAGGUGCAACUGGUUUCACCACCCGAUCUGAUAUCGGGCCUGCUCGUGAUGCCAACGAUCCUGUGGAUGACCGACAUGCACCCCCAGGGAAGAGGACGGUUGGCGACCAAAUGAAAAAAAACCAGGAUGAUGAUGAUGAAGAUUUGAACGAUACAAACUAUGAUGAGUUUAAUGGAUAUGCAGGUAGCUUGUUCUCCAGUGGGCCCUAUGAGAAGGAUGAUGAAGAAGCGGACGCUAUAUAUGCAGCACUGGACAAGAGGAUGGAUGAAAGACGCAAAGAAAGAAGGGAGCUGAGAGAAAAGGAGGAAAUUGAAAAAUACCGUAUGGAGCGACCCAAAAUCCAGCAGCAGUUCUCAGAUCUAAAGAGGAAGUUGGCAGAGGUGUCAGAAGAGGAGUGGCUGAGCAUCCCUGAGGUGGGAGAUGCCAGGAAUAAGCGCCAGAGAAAUCCCCGCUACGAGAAACUAACUCCUGUCCCCGACAGCUUCUUCUCCAAACACCUGCAGACUGGAGAAAACCAUACCACUGUUGACCCUCUGCAAGGGCUGGGAGGUCUGAACACGCCUUAUCCAGGAAGCAUGACCCCUGGCUUGAUGACACCAGGGACGGGAGAACUGGACAUGAGGAAAAUCGGACAGGCCAGGAACACACUUAUGGAUAUGAGGCUCAGCCAGGUGUCUGACUCAGUGAGCGGACAAACAGUGGUGGAUCCUAAGGGUUACCUGACAGAUCUCAACUCAAUGAUCCCCACACAUGGGGGAGACAUCAGUGACAUCAAGAAGGCUCGUCUGCUAUUGAAAUCAGUGAGGGAGACCAAUCCUCAUCACCCUCCUGCCUGGAUUGCCUCUGCCAGGCUGGAGGAGGUGACCGGCAAACUGCAGGUGGCCAGGAACCUGAUCAUGAAAGGCACAGAGAUGUGUGUUAAGAGUGAGGAUGUAUGGCUGGAGGCAGCCAGGCUCCAACCUGGUGACACAGCCAAAGCAGUGGUAGCCCAGGCUGUCCGCCACCUGCCACAGUCUGUCCGCAUCUACAUCAGAGCUGCAGAGCUGGAGACAGAUGUCAGGGCCAAGAAACGAGUCCUCAGGAAGGCCCUGGAGAAUGUGUCCAAGUCAGUUCGACUGUGGAAGACAGCUGUUGAGCUGGAAGAGCCAGAGGAUGCCAGGAUAAUGCUUAGCAGAGCUGUGGAGUGCUGCCCUACUAGUGUGGAGCUGUGGCUGGCUCUGGCACGAUUAGAGACGUACGAGAACGCCCGUCGUGUCCUGAACAAAGCUCGAGAGAACAUCCCCACCGAUCGCCACAUCUGGAUCACUGCUGCCAAGUUGGAGGAGGCCAAUGGCAACACUCAGAUGGUGGAAAAGAUCAUUGACAGAGCCAUCACUUCACUACGUGCCAAUGGCGUGGAGAUCAACAGAGAGCAGUGGAUACAGGAUGCAGAGGAGUGUGACAAAGCAGGCAGUGUGGCUACCUGCCAGGCUGUGAUCAGGGCAGUCAUAGGGAUAGGCAUUGAGGAGGAGGACCGCAAACACACCUGGAUGGAAGAUGCAGACAGUUGUGUGGCUCAUGGAGCGCUGGAGUGUGCCAGGGCCAUCUACGCCCAUGCUCUGCAGGUGUUCCCCAGUAAAAAAAGCGUCUGGCUUAGAGCUGCUUACUUUGAGAAAAAUAACGGUACCAGAGAGUCUUUGGAGGCCCUGCUUCAAAGGGCUGUGGCUCACUGUCCCAAGGCAGAGGUCCUGUGGCUGAUGGGGGCCAAGUCCAAGUGGCUGGCUGAGGACGUGCCUGCAGCUAGAAGUAUCCUCGCUCUGGCUUUCCAGGCUAACCCAAACAGUGAAGAGAUCUGGCUGGCUGCUGUCAAGCUGGAGUCUGAGAAUAAUGAGUAUGAAAGAGCCCGUCGACUGCUGGCCAAGGCCCGCAGCAGUGCUCCAACUGCCCGGGUAUUUAUGAAGUCAGUGAAGUUGGAGUGGGUGUUGGGGAACAUAGAAGCUGCACAGGAGUUGUGCACAGAGGCCCUGAAACACUAUGAGGACUUCCCCAAACUUUGGAUGAUGAGAGGCCAGAUAGAAGAGCAGUGUGAAAACAUGGAUAAGGCCAGGGAGGCCUACAACCAAGGGUUGAAAAAGUGUCCCCACUCGGGGGCUCUGUGGUUGCUGCUGUCUCGUCUUGAAGAGAGAGUGGGCCAGCUGACCAGAGCCAGAGCGAUCCUGGAGAAGGCACGACUCAAGAACCCCCAGAGCCCUGAGCUUUGGUUGGAGUCAGUCAGGCUGGAGUUCCGGGCUGGACUGAAGAACAUCUCCAACACACUGAUGGCCAAAGCCCUGCAGGAGUGCCCCAAUUCAGGUAUCCUGUGGGCUGAGGCAGUGUUUUUGGAGGCCAGGCCCCAGAGGAAGACUAAGAGUGUGGAUGCUUUGAAGAAGUGUGAACAUGAUCCCCAUGUUUUGCUCGCUGUUGCCAAGUUGUUCUGGAGUGAGCGUAAGAUCACCAAAGCCAGAGAGUGGUUCCUAAGGACAGUAAAGAUUGAGCCAGACCUGGGAGAUGCUUGGGCUCUGUUCUACAAGUUUGAGCUGCAGCAUGGCACAGAGGAACAGCAGGAAGAGGUGCGAAAGCGCUGUGAGAAUGCGGAGCCCCGGCAUGGAGAGCUGUGGUGUGCCGAGUCCAAACACGUCCUGAACUGGCAGAAGAAGACAGGAGAGAUCUUAGCGGAGGUAGCCAGCAAGAUCAAGAACACAUUCUGAGACUGAGGAAAUUUACACUAAAAAACACCUUGAGGACUCUGGCAGUCACCAGUCAAGCAGGAAACGGCUACAAACAUGCUCGACUACUGUUCCCUACCAUGACUUGCUCAUCUGUGCCAGAUGCAUAGUAUUGACACACAUUUUUCACGUUUUGUUUUACGCAAUUGAAUCACAGUUUCAAUAUGUACUUAUCAACAGAAAAUAAUGAUUUGAUGUCAAAGUGACAACAAAUCUAUACAAAUUUUAAAUUAAGUACCAAUACAAAAUUCAAAAUCACUGAUUACCCACCUAAGUGAGUAAGUAGUAGCAUCAGUAGGAGGCUUUUGGGGAGCGCAUGGGGGUUUGUCGUGAACUGCAGUUUUCAAGUCUUCAGAUGGAUUGAGGUCUGGACUUUGGCUUUAUGUUUGAGGGAGUUGUUUUGCUGGGAAGUAACUCUUCUCCCAAGUCUAUUACAGAGGAAAUUGUUUUGCUUGCUCUAAAAAUAAAAAAAUCCAGUGCAUCCACUUUUCACUUUUUGAUUACACACUUUUGAUCUCCAUGCAGCACAUGAUGAUAAUGAAAAUUCUGAUACUAAUUGGUUCCACCAAUAAUGAUGUAGGUGUGUCAUAGUAGAGAGGGUUAAAAAGCAGUCAGUUAUUUUAUUUGUACAAAAAUAGUUAGUUUUCACAUUGACAUCAGUCUGGUUUUCUGCUGAUUAGUGUUGAAAUUCAGAAUUCAGCCAUCUUGAUUGUUGUACAAAAUUGUAAAACAAACAUGAAAAGGCAGAAAUUAAUAUGAAUACUUUAAUAGCUGCUGUAAGAGAGAAAUAUAUAAAACACACACAGGUUAACUGACCUCUUUAGGUACCAAAUCUUCAGUUGUCAUUGUCAAAACAUGUAUAAAAAAAGUUUUCUGUCUUGUCCACAUGGAUACGAAAGAGGUUCAGAUUUGGCAUUUCUGUUUAGCUGUGUAUAUAAACAUACUAUUACAUGAUUUCUCAUGUAAGUAAUAAACUUUGUUAUUUUUUUUUUUUUUUUUACAUAGCCUGCUUGAUUUGUGUUGAAUACCUUACAGGCAUCCAAUAAACAAAUAACAAAC